This is a messenger RNA of Onthophagus taurus, 1172 nucleotides long. Its product is annotated as mitochondrial ribosome-associated GTPase 2. NCBI's taxonomy places the organism in Eukaryota, Metazoa, Arthropoda, Insecta, Coleoptera, Scarabaeidae. Gene Ontology annotation, molecular function: GTPase activity; magnesium ion binding; GTP binding. The record is from RefSeq and is a predicted model, not a curated record. Gene Ontology annotation, cellular component: mitochondrion.
AAUGUCUUAACCUAAAAGAUAAUUUUGAGGUUAAAAUUUGAUUACACAAAAUGAUAAAAAUAAUUAAAUAUACAUUACAGAAGACGAAAUUAACUAGGAAUUAUUCAAAAAAGCUUCCGAAUCCUUUAAGAAGUACAAAACCUCGCUCGAUUAGACCAUCUGUUCAAAACUUUAUUGAUUCAAAAUCCGUUCGAGUAAUUGGUGGUAAAGGGGGUGAUGGUUGUAUAUCUUUCCUUCAUUUAUGGGCAAAUGAACGUGCAGGACCCGAUGGUGGAGAUGGAGGAAACGGAGCUCAUGUCAUUUUUAGAGCAUCGAGUAAUGUAAAGGAUUUAAACCAUGUUUUAUCGGUGAUUAAAGGUGAAGAUGGUGGGAAAGGAAUGAAUAAGGAUUGUUGUGGUAAAAACGCCCAACACGCAAUUGUUGAUGUUCCUAUUGGAACGGUUUUUCACGACGAAAACGGAAAAAUUAUAGCAGAUCUAAAUGAAAAUGGAGUUUUAUUUGUUGGUGCUCGAGGUGGAUCCGGUGGUAAAGGAAAUCAUUAUUUUAUAACAGAUAUUGAACAAGCCCCAAAAAUUAGUGAAUAUGGUGCUUUAGGAGAAGAUUUACGGUAUAACCUCGAAAUUAGGAGCAUUGCUCAAAUAGGAUUUAUUGGCUUUCCAAAUGCAGGGAAAAGUACGUUAUUACAAGCAAUUACAAGAGCUCGACCAAAAAUAGCACCUUAUCCUUUUACAACGUUAAAACCUCACAUAGGAAUGGUUCAAUUCGAUGAUUAUGAACAAAUUGCAGUCGCCGAUUUACCGGGAAUUAUUCCCGGUUCUCAUAAAAAUAAAGGAUUAGGAUUUCGUUUUUUGAAACACAUAGAACGUUGCGUUGCUUUUGUGUACGUAUUGGAUGUGUCUGAUGAGAAUGUUUUAGAGAAAUUUCAAGUCUUACACUUUGAAUUAACACAAUUUAAUAAGGAGUUUGUGGAAAGACCACAGUUUAUUGCUGCUAACAAAAUCGAUUUGGCAGGUGUAAAGAGGAAUGUUGAAAUUUUAAAAGAAAAUUGCGGUUUGGAGGUAAUUCCGGUUAGUGGGAAGUUAGGUUAUAAUUUGUUAGAAUUGUUAAGAAAGUUUAGAGAUGUAUAUGAUGUAUCGAAAUUUAAGGUUAGAAAUAAAGGUUAAUAAAAGUUA